Molecule: messenger RNA, 547 nt
Organism: Photinus pyralis (common eastern firefly)
Lineage: Eukaryota; Metazoa; Arthropoda; Insecta; Coleoptera; Lampyridae
Product: general odorant-binding protein 28a-like
Exons: 6
Coding region: 40-480 (146 amino acids)
Biological process (GO): sensory perception of smell
Molecular function (GO): odorant binding
Source: RefSeq, a predicted model, not a curated record
AUACGUUACUACAAUUUGUCAGUAGCCGAACAGCGAAAGAUGAAGACACUCACCAUUUUCUCUCUAAUUUUAUCAACUGCUUGCUGCAUUAAUCCAGAAUUGGUCGAAAUAAUAAAAACGCGUAUGCUGGAGACCGGUAUGAUGUGCAUGUCGCAAUUGGGCGCAACGGAAGCGGAUGUCGCGCCACUAAUCGCUAAUCGACCUCCCGAGACAGAAACUGGAAAGUGUUUCUUGGCUUGUAUGUUCAAAAAGGAAGGAUUUCUAAAUGCAAACGGAAAAAUUGACAAGGAUAGUACGAUGGCGGCUAUUGAACAAACGAAAAAUCUUGACGAGGAUUACUAUGUCAAGAUUAAACAAGUGGCCGAGGCGUGUGUAAAGGUAAACGAUGACGGUAAUGACUGUGAAACAGCAACGAUGCUUUAUGCAUGUAUACUGAAAGAGAAGGCUAAGGUUGGCCUCGAAAAUAUUGAUUUGAACUAGCAAGCCCGGUUAAGAUACAAUUAUCCUGUUGUACACUAUGUCACACUGAAAUAUACUUUUAUAUGUU